CGUUCGAAGCUUCAGUGAACCGACACAGCAGAGCAGAGCUUCAUUCGCUCGUCUGAUGUGGCAUGUAGCUGUUUACAUCUGCCGAGACGGAUCGUCCCGAUUUAAGUGUCUGCCUCUGAGACUGUAAUGCGUGUCAGUGUCGCUGUAUAGCCGCGUCGUAGCUGCACAGCUGGUGAACUUGUAGAGCAGCGCAGCCCAAAGUCCGCUAAAAUGUCGGCGUCGGAAGGAACCAAGAACACGAAUACGGAACCGUGGGGUGGCUUUGACGACAACAUCAUCCUCCAGGGCAGUGGCUCUGCAGUAAUAGACAUGGAGAACAUGGAUGACACCUCUGGUUCCAGCUUUGAGGACAUGGGGGAGAUGCACCAGCGUAUGAAGGAGGAGGAGGAGGUGGCAGCGGAGGCUGCAGCUACAGAUGAGGACACUGGAGAGGACGGAGAGUUCCUUGGCAUGAAAGGCCUCAAAGGACAGCUAGGCAGACAGGUCGCUGAUGAGGUUUGGCAAGCAGGGAAGCGGCAGGCCUCAAAAGCCUUUAACCUCUAUGCUAACAUCGACAUCCUUCGACCUUACUUUGAUGUUGAACCUAUUCAAGUGAGAAAUAGAUUAAUUGAGUCCAUGAUUCCACUCCGAAUGAUCGCUUUUCCACAGAAAAUUGCUGGAGAGCUGUAUGGACCAAUGAUGCUGGUGUUCACUCUGGUUGCCAUCCUCCUGCAUGGCAUGAAGACAUCUGGCACGGUCAUUAGAGAGGGUACACUGAUGGGCACUGCCAUUGGAACCUGCUUCGGCUACUGGCUGGGGACAUCCUCCUUCAUCUAUUUCUUGGCCUACCUUUGCAAUGCUCAAAUCACCAUGCUUCAAAUGCUGUCUUUAUUGGGAUAUGGUCUCUUUGGCCACUGUGUGGUCCUUUUCAUCACCUACAACGUCCACUUUCACUCCCUCUUCUACAUUCUGUGGCUGGUGAUUGGAGGACUUUCUACUCUUCGGAUGGUUGCUGUGCUGAUCUCUCGUACAGUGGGUCAGACUCCGCGUCUCAUCCUGUGUGGCACCUUGGCUGCUCUCCACAUGCUCUUUCUGCUCUACCUGCACUUUGCCUACCACAAGAUUGUUGAAGGGAUCCUGGACACCCUAGAAGGUCCCAAUGUUCCCCCUAUCCAGAGAGUGGCCCGAGAUCUACCUAACUUGGCAUCUGUCGUUGUGAAUGCCACUGUGAAAUCUGUGGCUGCAAUUGUACACUCACAGUGAUCACAUGGUUCAUACCGGUGCUUCCUACCUUGGUCAAGGAAGCUGGUUUGGGUGUGCAUGAACUGGACAAAAGAGACUGACAUGGGAGUUCAUAUCUAGCGCCCUUCAUAAGCCUGAGUCCAGUUGUUAGUUGAAUGUCAUAUGUCUGCCAUGACGAUGGGCAUAAGAUCAUGGGAAUGAGGCAAAAAGUGGAUCUAGACCUCAGUUGUUUUUGAGAGGCAAUACUAUUUUUACAAACUUUUAACUGUUAUCGCUCUCUGUGGUCAACCAUUGUGGAAAAAUUCAGUUGCAUAACAGAAAGAAAUGGCUUGUUAUUGGUAUUUCUCACAUCAGACACAUUUAAUUGUCUGCAGAAAAUAGCAACACUAAAGACUCAACUUGUUAAUGUAUGUAAAGUGCCCUAAGAUUUUCCCCAGCUGAUGUGCAUUCACAUGCAAUUUCAUUUAAAGGUGAAAGGAAUAGAAACUCAGCUUCACAACAAGUGCAUUUUAGUUCAUUUUCAGUUGAGCUGUUUUUUAAGCAUAAAUUCUUCUGUAAUAUUGUAUAAGACCUGUUCUGAGUGUGAAACUUUUUAAAGAUGCUUUAGAACAGGCACAUCAAACUCCUUGCCUCGUGCUUGGAGUUCAGUUUAUGAAGGCUUUUCUAAUUAGUUGGUCAGCUGAUUCGUGUCUGUUAAAUGGGGCAGAAUGCGGAAGUCUACAGAGCUGUGGCUGGCAAGGACCGGAGUCUGACGCGUUUGCUUUACAAGCAACAAAACAACUGUUGUAAAUUUAAGUGGCUCUCAUUAUGUUAACCUAUUUACUAAGAUCUCAGUGCUGUUGAAAUAAACAUUCAGAAGGUUUGCCACUUUAUCAUCCUAAAAUAUAGUUCAAAAACCUGCCGAUGUCUGCAGAUAUGCAGUUAUGAUUGAGAAGCUGCCCUUUUGUCACUCAUUCCACUUGUGCAUCCUCACAAUUUGUCUAAUUUACAUAGACAGCUGAAGGUGUUUAACUUCUGGGGCACUUUCUUUAACUUAUGAGAUAUCAGAUGUUUUUGGGUUGGGGAAAUUUUGAAUGAAGCCUGUAUCUACAAUUACUGUUAUCUUGGUUAAUAAGAGCAAUGCAUUGGUGCAGAAAUGCAGUGAUAAUUCUGAUUUUUCUUUCCUCUCAGUGGUGCAUGAGGGUUUUUAAGAAAAAUUUUUUCAAGUUUUUAUUUUAACCAGCCGUAUAUGUACUGCGCUCUGGACUUAUGUUGGGAACACUGGGUAGAGGUCUGUGGCUGUCAAUACUUGCUCAUUAUUUUGUCACUUUAUGUGAACUUUCUAUUUAUAGGGUUAUUGUACAGAAAAAAUGUAGAAUCAUAAAUAAAGUAUUAAAAAUGCAAGGUUAAA
Molecule: messenger RNA, 2611 nt
Organism: Pygocentrus nattereri (red-bellied piranha)
Lineage: Eukaryota; Metazoa; Chordata; Actinopteri; Characiformes; Serrasalmidae
Gene: yipf3
Product: Yip1 domain family, member 3
Exons: 9
Coding region: 211-1242 (343 amino acids)
Cellular component (GO): Golgi apparatus
Source: RefSeq, a predicted model, not a curated record